CCAGCUCAUUUUUCAGCACGCAGGUACUAACUUUUUCUCUUGUUGUACGUGUGAGUGAACUGGGCGUCUGCUUCAAAUAAAUUAAUUUUUCCUGUAGAAAACCGUUGAACAAUUAAUAAACUAAAAAAGAGAACAAGUGAAAUGGCUGAUUUAAACGAUUCAAAUGGAAACUACGACGACAAUGAUGAGCAAAUUUCUGAGCCCGAGCAACUCCGCAAACUGUUCAUUGGCGGUUUGGACUACCGAACCACCGAUGAGGGCCUUAAAGCUCAUUUUGAGAAGUGGGGAAAUAUCGUCGAUGUCGUGGUCAUGAAGGAUCCCAAAACAAAACGUUCUCGCGGUUUCGGCUUCAUUACUUACUCACAGUCAUAUAUGAUUGACAAUGCGCAGAAUGCACGUCCUCAUAAAAUCGAUGGACGCACUGUAGAGCCAAAGCGUGCUGUGCCACGACAGGAAAUCGAUGCACCCAAUGCCGGCGCCACGGUUAAGAAACUGUUUGUAGGCGGUCUGCGGGACGAUCAUGACGAAGAAUGCCUGCGCGAGUAUUUCAAGGAGUUUGGACAAAUUGUGGGCGUGAAUAUUGUGUCCGAUAAGGACACGGGCAAAAAGCGCGGCUUUGCGUUCAUUGAGUUCGAUGACUACGACCCCGUGGACAAAAUUAUCUUGCAGAAGACGCACACCAUCAAGAACAAAACGCUUGAUGUGAAGAAAGCAAUUGCCAAACAGGAUAUGGAUCGUCAAGGUGGUGGUGGCGGCGGCGGGAGCGGCCGCGGAGGUCCUGGUGGACGUGCCGGCGGACGAGGUGGUGAUCGCGGCGGCCAAGGCGGCGGCUGGGGUAACAAUCGUCAGAAUGGUGGCGGUAAUUGGGGCUCCGGCGGCGGAGGCUUUGGUAAUAAUGGCAACUUUGGAGGCAACCAAGGCAGCUCUGGCGGCUGGAACCAACAGAGUGGUCCGUGGAACAACCAGGGCGGUAACAGCGGCGGCGGUGGUGGCUGGAACAAUGGUGGUGGCGGUGGCUACAGCGGCGGCGGUGGCAACAGCAACGGCAACUGGGGCGGUGGCAGUGGUGGCGGCAGCUUCAGCAACGAUUACCAACAGAGCUACGGUGGUGGCCCACAGCGCAACAGUAACUUUGGCAACAAUCGCCCAGCGCCUUACAACCCAGGUGGCUUUAACAAGAGUGCUGGCCAAGGCGGCGGCGGUGGCCAGGGCGGUUUUGGCGGUGGCAACAAUUACAACACUACUCAAGGCGGCAAUAUGGGUGGAAACAGACGUUACUAAUCAAGGUAAACACUUACAGAAUCAGUUCAAGCUAGACAAACAGGCAGUCUAGGCGCAGGCAGUGAGACAGGCAGAGGCAGAAGCAGAGGCAGGCAAUCAAUGACAGUGAGAGGCAGUGAAAUUUGGGCAAGGCAAGGCAGGCAGACAAGAUAAUGAAUGAUUUGAAUAAAAGCCAGUAAGCAGCAGCUAUGCAGUUAUCAGGCAAUCGACAUUGAUUGCCCUCAAGACCAGCCAAAGCAACUAUCUAAACCCGAUAAAAAAGCAAGAAACUCACUUCAAUCAACAAUGUCAACAAUUUAUUGCUAAUGUCUUGUCUCUCAGUCUAUACCUACAUUUAAUUUUUAUUAUCAAUUCGUGUUUAGGAUUUUAAGAACCUUGAUGAACGCUUAGUUUUAACUAAAUUAACCACACUACACAACAAAAAACAACAUAAAAAAAAAGAAAAACAAAAACCUAUCCGAAAAAUAUACUAAAACUAUAUCAUUUUAUUUAUAAAAUUGACUAUUUGAAAACGCAUCUUAUUCAGCAAUUCUCUUUGAGAAUCCAUGCAUGCGGAUAAAGUUGCCCGAUUUUUGUGGCCAGCAGUGUUGAACCUAAAUAAUACCUAUAUCAAAAAGAAAAUCAAAGGUAUUGUACCUUGAAUAUUCGAUUUAGAUGCAAUUGUCUCAUACUUUCCACAAUUUAAUUUUAUAGCAAAUCAAGAAAUAUUUUUUAAUUAAACAAAUAUAUAGAAAGAAAACUAUUUUGUAAUAAAUUUUUAUAUGUUAAGCUCUUCUAUCUAUAUAUAUGAUUUAAUAUUAUUAUCUGAGAAAAAAGAAUAUUGAAAGUAACAAAAACCUGUUAAACCCAAUAAGGAGACCCGAAAAUGAUUGUACAAAUGAAUUACAUCAUUUUAUUGCUUGCAGAAUGCAGAUUUGAAUUAUCCAUUAAUCAUUACAUACCAAUUUUUGUUAGUGUAUAAGACGUAUAUAGCUGCUACACUAAUUAAUACUUGGUACAAAGAACCAAAAGCAAAAAUUUAUUCUGUAUUUAGUACGUUACGAGGUUAAAACAAAAUCAAGAAAGAGAUAAUAAAAUUAAUGUUACCCACCCACGAA
Messenger RNA from Drosophila mojavensis, 2378 nucleotides. It is a transcript of the gene Hrb87F, whose product is annotated as heterogeneous nuclear ribonucleoprotein 87F. Gene Ontology annotation, molecular function: RNA binding. The record is from RefSeq and is a predicted model, not a curated record. Bases 142 to 1281 code for a protein of 379 amino acids. The transcript is spliced from 4 exons. NCBI's taxonomy places the organism in Eukaryota, Metazoa, Arthropoda, Insecta, Diptera, Drosophilidae.